AUGAACGGUGUUUCGCCCAUGUAUAAUCUCAUAACCAUGGUUAUUAUUUCUGGCAUCGGGAAUGUGUCAGCCGGCGGUAUUGCGUGGUUAUUUGUAAAGGAAGCUUUUGGCGGCAUGGCAUUGGGAAUAUUAUUAGGAUAUGCCGGCUUCCUGCUUUUGCGUUCAAUAGAUAAUUACAUAGUGGAAGUAUUAAUUACCCUUGCUAUAGUAAUGGGCGGAUACUGGUUAGCCGGUUAUUUGCACGUAAGCGGACUGCUGGCAAUGGUAAUGGCAGGCAUUAUUACCGGCAAUAAAAGCAGGCAGACAGUUAUGAGCGAUAUGACCCGAGAUUACAUAGAUAAAUUUUGGGAAAUGAUGGACGAGGUGCUGAAUGCAAUUCUAUUUUUACUGGUAGGUGUUUCGCCCAUGUAUAAUCUCAUAACCAUG
Messenger RNA from Oppiella nova, 426 nucleotides. The record is from the annotation of a GenBank genome assembly. NCBI's taxonomy places the organism in Eukaryota, Metazoa, Arthropoda, Arachnida, Sarcoptiformes, Oppiidae.